AUGUUGCACCGAUUAUUGCUGCUAUGGACAACACUUUAUGGUGUAUUGUUGCGUCCUAGCAAUGCAAUCACGAAAAGUUUUGUAAAUUCAUCGAUGCCGGAUAUGCGGCCAACAUUUGUUGUUAACUUUGACACCGGUACCGUCAUUUGUCAACAUUCACCCCAUCCGGAUGAUUUGCAUCUGCAUCAAAUCUCGAUUAUAUGUGAUGGCAAGCCAGAUUGCUACAGUAAUCCAGCAAUGCAUGAUGAAAGCUUUCCGUAUUGCGGUAGCCGAUGUAAUUCGACAUGCAAUCAACGAGGUGCAUGCUUGUUCGAUGGAACUGAGGGACAGUGCUACUGCAAUGCCGGUUAUCAUGGCCCGCAUUGUGAGCUUAAUGAUAACAAUGAAUGUGAGGAUAAACCGUGUCAUUGGUUGGCACAUUGUCGUAACACUUACGGUUCAUAUUCUUGUACAUGUUUUCCGGGAUUUCAAGGAGAUGGACACGAAUGCUCCGGUGAAAUAAAUUUUAUAAAUUCUCUUUUCUAA
Molecule: messenger RNA, 525 nt
Organism: Acanthocheilonema viteae
Lineage: Eukaryota; Metazoa; Nematoda; Chromadorea; Rhabditida; Onchocercidae
Source: the annotation of a GenBank genome assembly